AUGCCUCAUCAACAACAAACAGCCACCAUGAAAUCUGUAACCGAAUUUCUUCCACCGAAGGAGAGAGUCCUUCGCUCGGAACAAAUCGGUCUCAGCUCUCAUAAGAAUACCUACAACAAUGGAACACUGAUGAAUAAUUGGAUCGAAGAACGUAAUGCUUCCGAUUAUAUUGAUAAAAUUAAUAGUGAUCCAUCGUUUUUGAAUCUCCAAAAAACUGGUCCAACCCUCAAUCAAACGCUUUACAAAAAUCCAACCGAAUGGAAGCCAGACGCCUAUCGAGUGGAAGAGCCCAUUCUUCCAAAAGAAACAGGAAAGGAGAUUUUAUUUGUUCAUGGUGACGAUAAAACGGAAAAGAGUUUGGUCACCAUGACAGCUUUGACAUUUUCACAUCAAAAAGAUGCUUUGAAAACUGAGGAUGCCCUUAAAAGUAUCAAGACUAUUAAGCCUCAAAUUACUGAACAACAAUCUCCCGUUCGUCUGCUAGAACAAAAGAGAGCGCAGUGGCAAGUAGAACGAGAGGAUGAGCGAGAUCCAAAAAGCACAUUCAUCACCACGUAUCAAAAUGAAAUUGUCAAGAAGGAGAAGCUUUCUGAAAUUUCGACAACUUCUACUCAUAUCCCUUCGAACAUGCAUCUCACCACGAAGAGUAUUCUUCCAGACAAGCCAGUGAUGGCUCCUUCUGGGGACAACCAGUCAUCAUCCUCUUCAUGGGAAGAUCAAUUAGGAAGAACAAAGGAAACUCUUCAAUUUGCUCCUCCUCAAGCCAAACCCACCAACAAGUGGGGCGAUUUUACCAAGAGUAUGCGAGAAGAUUAUAGAAAAACUGGAUUAAGAAAACCAAUUGAAUAUAAAGUGACACCAUUAGCAUCUCUUGGAAAAUAUCAAUAA
This is a messenger RNA of Naegleria fowleri, 888 nucleotides long. RefSeq lists its product as uncharacterized. The record is from RefSeq and is a predicted model, not a curated record. The coding region runs from base 1 to 888 and encodes 295 amino acids. The transcript has a single exon. NCBI's taxonomy places the organism in Eukaryota, Heterolobosea, Eutetramitea, Acrasida, Naegleriidae.